AUGAAGAAAGAAAGAGCCAGAAGAAACUCCAAAACAAAAGGCCAACAGUCAUCAUCCAAAACAACAACAAACAAGAAGCCUACCAGAUGGGAGGACCCAAAUUAUGUGCAGAUCAAGAGCAACAUGCUCUCUUUUGCAACAACAAUUGACAACAUCAGACAGAGACUUGAACGUCGGCACGAUGUCUUAACACUGCUAUCAAAGACACCUUUUUGGGCAUUAAUAGAAGCAUAUAUCCAGAGAAGGUUAACAAAGGUAGAGUGCAUGAAGUCUAACUACGACAUUGUGAGACUCAUACAAGUUUAUGACACAAAGACAAAGAAGUUCAAGUUUAAUGAUGUUGACAGCGAGAUGAAAAGCAAUGAUGUGGCUGAAAAUUUUUGGCUUGCCAAACAGUGGCAAGAAGUUACCAAGCACAACAACCUCAACAAGGGCCAAAAUUGCAAUGAAACAGAAGAGGGUGCUAUGGAUGUAACAAGAUUGAUAAUCCUACAACUCUUCAUGACCAAUCUAUUCUGCAACUCUGGUUGUACACUUGCUUGGACAUAUACAACCACAAUAGACACCUUAGAAGAGAUGGGGAAAUAUAAUUGGGCUCGAGGAGUUUUGGACUACAUGUAUUUUGGAUUAGAACAAGCAAAGAAGAACAAGAAGGACAAAAAAAGCAGCCAAGCAUCUAACCUGCUCACUCCAAUUCCUGGAAGAGAACAAAUGACACCAGCUGCUGUCAAAUGGAGUCUUCAAGAACUCAGCGCGAAGCUUCAUCAUCUAAAGAACAACCAGAUAAAGAUAAAAAGCACUAAAGCUCAAGAGCCAGAUGAUGAUUCUGAAGAAGAGAAUGAAGAGAAUGAUGAUGAUUCUGAAGAAGAGAAUGAAGAGGAGGAUGAUGGUGCUGAAGAAGUGAAUGAAGAGCAUGAUGAUGAUGCUGGUGAAGAAGUGAGUGAAGACAAGGAUGAUGCUGCUGAAGAGGUGAAUGAAGAGCAUGGUGAUGCUGCUGAAGAAGAAAAUGAAGAGGAGGAGGAUGCUGAAGUGAAUGGAGACCAUGAUGAUGCUGCUGAACAUCAAGUCCAGCAACACCACCAGGUACAAGAAGACCUCCAAAAUGAAAUCCCAGAAUACCGGAAUUCAACGUUGUUUGAGGAAAUUGUUAGAUCAGUACCAGAAUACAAGGAGGAUGAAAUACAGCUUACAAAAGAGUAUAUGAUGGCGAUCAAUAAUGCUGCUGAAUAUUGGACGAAGAAAGGAGAGCAUCAAAAGAUCCGUGAUGCAAUAGCAUCUUGCAUUAAAAAGAAUAAAUUGAUUCAGAUGCUGUACAAUGAAAAAGAAGAAUUAUUGAAGCAUCAGCAGCAACUGCAGAAGAUGGUUAAGGAAGCAGCACAUCACAAGAAAGUCAUACAAUUAGAUGUUCAUCAGGAAAAUCCUACAUGA
Messenger RNA from Prunus armeniaca (apricot), 1428 nucleotides. NCBI's taxonomy places the organism in Eukaryota, Viridiplantae, Streptophyta, Magnoliopsida, Rosales, Rosaceae. The record is from the annotation of a GenBank genome assembly.